Ahaetulla prasina is the source of this 4720-nucleotide messenger RNA. RefSeq names its product interleukin 18 receptor 1 (gene IL18R1). Lineage: Eukaryota; Metazoa; Chordata; Lepidosauria; Squamata; Colubridae. The coding region runs from base 449 to 2200 and encodes 583 amino acids. The transcript has 12 exons. Gene Ontology annotation, molecular function: interleukin-18 binding; interleukin-18 receptor activity; interleukin-1 receptor activity. The record is from RefSeq and is a predicted model, not a curated record. Gene Ontology annotation, biological process: interleukin-18-mediated signaling pathway; positive regulation of type II interferon production.
CAGGUCAAUUCCCGGCCGAUCGAAAGCAUCUUCUGGGCUGGGGGAAACCGAUGGUCCUCUUUUGCUCUCUUGCUGCUAAGUUCUAGGAUAGAAGCAUAACAUCCUCGUCAGGGAAUCGCCAGCGGAAAAACCUUCUCCUCCAAAGCGCCUGCAUUGGCAGCCCAUCCAUCUCUCAGCCUCAUCCCACUGUCUUUCUACCUGCAGCAUCUGGCUUAAGGCGUCCAAGAGACAGGAGUUUGGCUGAGGAAGAGCGAUUGGCCCAAAGUCAUCCAAGGAACCCCCAAGGCUAAAGUGGAGCUUGAGCCUGGUUUUCCUUUAUCCUAGUCCAGGACCAUAACUACUACAGUACAUUGGCUUUUCCUGCUGUAACUCUUGAAACAGAUUCAGCAGCGAACAUCUAGGAAUCUUCAGCUCUUGCUGGAGAAACUAAGAUUAAAUUUUUUAAAAAAUGCGUUCUGAAAAUAUGACAUUUUUGCUAACACUGAUCCUUAGGUUUAUCAGCUCAGGAAAGCUUUGUGAAAGGCACUCACCUAUUAAUGUGCUAGAAGAAGAAUACUUUUCAUUUUGCUGCCCUAAAAAACCACAGCAUGAAGGACAAGUUAUCCAUUGGUUCUAUAAAGGAGAAAAAGGAGAAAAAGCGCUAAUUCAUGGAGACAGCAGAAUUGAUUUGAAUGGGUCUAAUUUGCGAUUUUGGCCAAUUUUACUGAAUGAUACUGGAAUCUAUCAAUGCUGUCUCAGAAAUGGAAACGGGAAGAUAUCCUGUAAGGAAUGGUCCUUAAAUGUCAUCAAGAGAAAUAAAAACAAUUGUUUCACUGAAGAACAUUUGCUUACUGGAAGAGAUGGCAUAAUUGGAACAGGCUAUCUUUUCACGUGCAGUAGUACAAAUGAUAGUGUAAAUGUUAUCAACAUAACCUGGUAUAAGGACUGCAUAGAGAAUAUUAAUAAGAGAGGUGAAGAAGAAUGGCACAUUGAUCAGUUAACAGAAAAAGAUGGGGGAAAAUAUACAUGUGUAAAAACAAUUCUUCAUGCAGGAAAGAAAUAUAACAGCACAAGUACCACCAAUUUAAAUAUUAAAGGUACUGAAGAAAUAACUCCAAAGCUAAUUGGACCUAGUCAUAAUGUUUUCAAAACUGAAAUAGGUAAAGAAGAAAUUCUCAAUUGCACAGCAUUUUUAGGUUAUUCGAAGAACUUUGUUGAAUUCACCUAUGAACUUUAUUGGCUUGUGCAUGAUGAAAAUAUAGAAAUAUGUCAGAGUAAUAGUUCACUGUGUCAAAAGGUAGAACGCAAAUAUGAUGAAAAUGGAAAAAAAUAUGUUAUGAAACAACUUUGGUUUAAACGUGUGAAAGAAAAGAACUUCAAUACUUCAUACAAAUGUGUCUUUUCUGAAAAUGGUUCUGAACAGCAAACAUUUAUAUUGCAAAAAGAAUCUAAUCCAGAUUUACCAGUUCACACCUUUACUGCUGGAAUGAUAAUGGCCAUAAUGUUUUCCUUUAUUGCUGUAAUGAUAGUGAUUCUCUGUAUAAUAUUCAAGAUUGAGCUUGUUUUAUUGUUCAGAGAUAUAACAGGAAAGGAUGAAACACUGGGAGAUGGAAAACUAUACGAUGCUUUUGUGUCUUACCUGAAAGACUGUACACCAAUAUGUGGUGAAGAGAGAAAAUUUGCUCUGGAGAUACUGCCUAAAACUUUAGAAGAUCAUUUUGGAUAUAAGCUAUGCAUUUUUGAACGAGAUAUUUCUCCUGGAGGAGCUGUUAUUGAUGACAUCCAAUCAUCCAUUGACAGAAGUCGAAGAUUAAUUAUUAUUCUGAGCCAAAACUAUGUAUCUGACCAAGUCAUGUUCGAGCUAGAGGUUGGACUUCAUAAAGCCUUAGUUGAGAGAAAAACCAAAGUCAUAUUAAUAGAAUACAUGCCAAAAAAAUAUUUUGAUUUCUUGCCCAAGUCUUUGGGACUUCUUUCUUCCAGCCAAGUGGUGAAAUGGAAAGAAGAAAAAUCACUGCCUUUAAAUUCUAAAUUUUGGAAAAAGCUUUGCUAUGCCAUGCCUGCCAAGCCAACUAUUUCAGCUGCUUGCCAAGGGGUAACGUUGCAGGAUAGAAGAAAAAGAACAAAUGCCAUCUGUAUCACAGGGGCUGCCACAAAGAAGAGGGAGUCGGGCUGUUCUCCAAAGCACCUGAGGGUAGAACAAGAAGCAAUGGGUGGAAACUGAUCAAAGAAAGAAGCAACUUAGAACUAAGGAGAAAUUUCCUGACAGUUAGAACAAUUAAUAAGUGGAACGACUUGCCUUCAGAAGUUGUGAAUGCUCCAACACUGGAAAUUUUUAAGAAAAUGUUGGAUACCCAUCUGACUGAGAUGGUGUAGGGUUUCCUGCCUGGGCAAGGGGUUGGACUAGAAGGCCUCCAAGGUCCCUUCCAACUCUGAUGUUAUGUUAUGUUAUGUUAUGUUAUGUUAUGUUAUGUUAUGUUAUGUUAUGUUAUGUUAUGUUAUGUUAUGUUACUUCUGAGCCAUCACUUGCCUGCUAAUAGGUCUUCAUCACUGUUGCUUUGGAAGCAAAAUAUAAGAAUGUGUUCAUAGAUACUUGGAAGCUGCAGAAUUGAGGCUGGGGGCUUCAGGUUGUUCUAUCUGUGUCAUUAGACUUGGUUACCUUUAUAUAUUGUUUUAUUCAAAGUAUAUUCCCUAUGGUUGUCCAUUUUUUUACACAAUAUGUCAAAAUGCCGAACUUCUGUCUUACAGAUUUAUUUGUAAAGUGGGGGUCCAAUGUCAACAUGUCAAAGAACAAUCAUGUUUUCUUUGUAUUUUAUUGCUGUUUGAACCUUAAAUGCAGCAGAUGCUGAAAAAAGAAUCAGAAGCCCAAGAGAGACAAUCAAAACAUUGCAACAUCAACUAGAACGGUGCAUAAAAUGCAAACAUUUGUUGAAAGAUGGUUGACUUACCAUUUACAUUAUCCCCAAUUAACAAGAACUAUAUUUGGAAUUCAGCUCUGUUUAUGUAUGUGAGAGAGAGACAUUGGAAAGAAAGCACUGAGAGAUACCUAAUACAUGUGAAUUCAUUGGUCUUGUGUUAUUUAACUUGGGCAGGAAUCAGUGACAAUUUUAGUUUUCAUCUGGGUAUUGCAUAUAUGAAAUAUGUUUAAAAGAACCAGCUGCAAUGGCAAUACUCUGCUUUUACAGAAACUUCAUGCUGACACUACCCUUAAGUGUCUAUAACUGUGAACAUAGCAUCUGUCUAUAACUCUUGAAAGUACUGGUGUAUUCCCUGAAGUCCUAAUGUUGUCAAAGAGUCCUGAGAAUGGCUGCUAGUUGGAGUCUGGUGCUGCAUAUGUAGUCUAUAUGUGCUCUAAAGGAGUAGUCUCCAACCCUGAGAACUGUAAGCCUGGAGGACUUCAACUCCCAGAAUUUCCCAGCCAGCUUUGCUGGCUGGGGAAUUCUGGGAGUUGAAGUCCACCAGGCUUACAGUUGCCAAGGUUGGAGACCCCUGCUCUAAAGCAUCCUUUUGCUUUCAAAUAUGGAGUGCUGUACAGAUCUAUCAUUCACAACUAGAUUAUCAGAUCAGGUUGGCAUCAGCCUGAGAAAAUUCAUCUAACAUAAUGCUGCUGCUACAAGGUGACUAAAAUACAUUUAUAAUAUAUACUAACUUAUUACCCUGGAAUUCCCCAGGUUUGUAUGUGAGAACACAUUAAAUUUGAUGGAUUAUGUCUACUGGAUGCUCUUAAUAGAGGAAUUUCUCUUUACAUAAAAUAUUUCUCUCCAGAACAAAAAUCUUCAGUAAAAGGGUACCUAACCUCAGUUUGCAGGUCUUCAAGUCCUUGUAGGUUGUUUUUUUCUGUGUCAGAAAGAAAAUAAUGUUCAAAGUCAUAAACUCUUAUUUAAAUUUGGGUUGUUCCUGAUUUUCCCUACUUCUUUACCUUGAACCCAUGUUUUUUUUUUGUUAUGCAAUCCUGUUCCAGUUUGUGACGGAAAACCAUUUCUGCAUAGUCACUUCUCAGCUUACACACACACGCACACACACACACAUACACACACACACACCUUUAAGUAGCAGAGAAGCAUGGAGACAACCAAGGGAAUGUAGGUCUGGUUGGAAUAAAGGCCACUUUAAGACUAAAUGCGUGCUAGACAUUGAUUUGCUGUGAUUUCCAUAUUAGACAUUUGUUAAACAAGCUGACUGACUUUUUGCUGUAUUAAAAUUUCAUUGCAUUCAAAUGUUGAAGUCUAAUGACUGAAAUGUGUUCAGUUGCAGUAUGCCUCGAUUUUAAUAGCUACUGACUCUUGCAAUUUUGAUUUUAAAAAAUACAGAAAAAAUGUGUUACAAUUGUUCUUUUCAAAAGUAGUUACAUAGAUAUCUGAGUUUUGUUUGAUUCUGUAAUAAUCAAUUAGGGAGGUCCAGGGGAGGUCCAAAAAAAGCAAACCAGCAGUCAAAAUGGCAUGACUGAAUCCCUACUCGUUUUUUUUUAAGUGGGUCAUCUUGAUUUUCCUAACUUCUAUCUCAAUGCCUUUAGCCACCUACAUACAAUACAUAUGGACAAAUGCCCAUGGUGUCCAUGAUAACGUUCCUCAAAGGCAAGAUGAUUUUCAUCCAGCCUUCAACACAGGGAAGGAUAAAACCUUUCUGCAGGCUGAUCAUCACUUCCUAGCCUUAAACAUGUGCACAUAGCACAGUAUUAUUUGCUUUAAAGAAGGUGCAAAAUCAUAUUGUUUACCCCGUAGCUGGUUCCAUGAAGUCUCGUACG